GUCAGAUUUUUGAAAUAUAAUUUUUAACUUGAUAAUAAUAACUCCGUUUAAAAAGCUUUUAUUUGAAGAGCUAUAAUAUAAAACAUAUAAAAAUGAUUUACCCAAAGGAUCUAAAACGAUAUUACGAGUUUCUUGAAAAAGAGUGUCGUGAAGCUGGAAUAAUUGCCGGAAAAUCUGGUCGACAUAUGAAAUUUCCUUACACUCUAUCGGCCAAAAUAGCACAGUAUCCUGUAUUCUUCUACAUGAAAAAUAAUUGGAUUUGGAUGUAUUGGCCUGUGGGCUGUUUCGGAAGCUUUUUUGUGUUCUUUAAAAUCCAUAGAUUGGUGAAUUCUAAAUCAAAUAAAAAAAAUUGGGCAGAAAUUAAAAAAAAGAAUGCUGCAAAGGAGCAUCAUUAAUAUUUAUGUUUGUUAAUAAAAUUACAAAUUAUUUGUAUCUGAAACAUAAAAUUGUGUUGUUUUGCCAACAGACCAUGUUCAAUUUGUUUACUAGUGAUUGAUAAUAUAUUUACAUUUUUAUGUCAUUCAUACAUUUAAUUUUUUAAAAACACCGCGCGACAAUUUUCUCAUCUCAGCCUUUGCGCCAAUCGUGCAGUUAGCACUUUCAUAUUAUUAUAGGUACAAUGAUAUAUUUUUUUGUCUAACGGGCCGGUAAAUCAGCCUUGUCAGAACAGAAAGUUCGAUGAUUGGACACCGGUUUCACAUUUUCAAUCAAUGUACUAGAUUUAUUUCUUCCACAUUUCUACCACGUUUGUCAGAAAUGUAGCCAAAAAUCCUGUAUCAAUGAUAAAGAACCGUUAUUCCAGUAGGUAACAAAAGGCCUAUAACCGUAGCAUGAAAAGUUGGAAUAAAAUGACAUAAUUUUGGUAUUGCUGAAAUGUCAGUAUUGUAUUGUCAGCGUCAAUGUCACUGUCAAACUAAAAUAUUAUUUUGUUGUUGUGUCCGUGAUUCCGUAUUGAAUUUUUUAAUUUCAAAACAUAUUUUAUGGAAUCACAAUGACUGUGAAUUUGUGAUUAUUAUAAAUUGUGUCGUUAUUAUAGACUGAAUUUAGUAAAUAGCCAUUAUGUGGGUUAAACCUCAAGAAAUUUUCAUAAAAACUGCGCUUUGGGAUUCCGACGAAACGACUUUGUACUUUGUCCUACAGAGGAGAAAAGGGCAUGGGAAAUCGAAAGGAUUCUCUUCGCUUCUUGUGGGUACUUUAGACAGCGUUCGAGAUACAAAACCAGCGCCCUAUAGAAUUUUACAUCAGACACCAAACUCAGAAGUGUAUUAUGUAAUAGCUACAGCACUGACUGAACAAGAAAUAAGACAAGAUUGGCAGUGGUUAUUUGACAAUGUGUGCCCGACUCUACAUUCAUUUGAUACAGAAGAAGAAGUGACUGAGUUUGUCUGCUGCAAAAUUAAUUCUAUUCUUGCAACGGAGCAAGAGAUUUUCACUGAAGACGAAGACUCGGUCACAUACAAGAAUGUGGACUAUGAGUUUCACGAAAGGUUCCGCAUGCCCAAAGAUGAGAAACUUGUCUGCUAUUACUCUUGUAGUUACUGGAAGGGAAAGAUGCCCCGACAAGGUUGGAUGUACCUCUCAGUGCACUACAUGUGCUUCUACUCCUACAUAUUUGGACGGAAGACCUCCAUAAAGAUCCGUUGGGCAGACGUCACAGAAUUAGCCAAAACGAACAGUCUCCUAUUCCCGGAUUCCAUAAAAGUGGUGACCAGGGACGGAGAACAUUACUUCACAUUAUUUCUGAGGAAAAAUGAAACAUUUGCUUUAAUGCAACAGUUGGCCAAUAUUGCUAUGAAACAACUUAUCGACGACAAGUCAGGAUCCUUCAACAUUGACAAGGAUCUUCUGACGAAACUCAGCAAAAACGUACCGAAGAAACCAUCGUUCUUGAAAAGAGAUUUAGAUGCAAGAAAGCAGUCUAACCUCUUCACUUUAAGGUUCAGAUUGCCACAAAACGAAAAAUUGGACGGCACGGAAGAAUGUACCUUAUGGACUCCUUAUAAUAAGAGACAUAAUUGGGGAAGGUUGUACCUAUCGCAGAACUUCAUUUGUUUUGAAAGUCGGGUCCGCAAUCUAGUCCGUCUUAAUAUACCUCUCCGCAAUGUCCAUCAAGUGGAGCGGGCGGACUCUGGUGGAACUGGCAGCUCCUCGGGAGACUCUGGGAGCAUCCUCAUCACCACGGCACACCACACCAGCUUCUUAUUCGGAAAUAUCUCAGACAGGGACUUCUUAGUCCAUAAGAUAUCCGAACUUCUUGCUAAACUGCCAAAUGAUGUGUACAGGGAGAAGGCGACCAAGGUGCUGGCGCAGUCUGAAGUCGAAGGUUGGACUCCGCAGCCGCCUCUGAUGACACUCUUCAGGACUCACCAAACGUCACCUAUAAAGCAAAUUCAGCAAAAGAAGGAAAAACAAUGGGAGGAUCACAUGGCAGAAGUAGGCCGCGGCGUCAGUAUGUACCAAACAACGGAAGGGAGUGAACUAGUCGUGAAUGGCAUCCCAGAGCUCUUAAGAGGAGAACUAUGGAGCGUCUUCUCAGGCUCUAUACUCCAGAAAGCUCAAAACAAAGGAUUGUAUGAACGGCUGGUGAACAAAGCUCUUUCUACAAAGACCCAAGCUAAUGAUGAAAUUGAAAGGGACUUGCAUCGGUCUUUGCCUGAACACAGAGCCUUCCAAAAUGAUGUUGGAAUCUCAGCACUUCGCCGUGUCUUAUGCGCUUACGCGUUAAAAAACCCACAAAUAGGGUACUGUCAAGCGAUGAACAUUGUUGCUUCCGUACUACUAAUAUACUGCCCCGAAGAACAGGCGUUUUGGCUUUUGGCGACCAUCUGUGAAACCUUAUUACCUGAUUACUACAAUACUAGGGUAGUUGGUGCUUUGGUGGAUCAAGGUGUAUUAGAAGAAUUAACAGAGGUUCAUCUACCAGAGCUUCAUGCGAAACUCGAUGAGUUGGGCAUGAUGAAGAUGAUCUCCCUAUCUUGGUUCCUGACCCUCUUCAUCAGUGUGAUGCCCUACGAGUGCGCUGUCAACGUCAUGGAUUGCUUCUUCUAUGAUGGCGCUAAAGUUAUUUUCCAGGUAACCCUCACUAUACUCGACAUAAACCGCGAAAAGCUCCUGAAGUGUACUGAAGACGGUCAGGCCAUGCAGGUCCUGAACGAUUACCUCCAAGGCAUCUACAAUGAGGAAGCCAUGGCGCUAUCAACUGAACCACGAACUGCUGAAAAGACUAUAAAAAUCCAAGAGCUGAUAUACCAGUCGUACCGGUCCUACGGCAGUAGUGUUUCUAACGAGAAUAUCGAGCACUUGCGACUGAAGCAUCGUUUGAAGGUCGUCAGACAACUGGAGGACAGUCUUGAGAAGAACACGCUUCGAGCUCUGCUGCAGGACAAGUUGCUCGAAUUGAAUGAGUUGCAGGAAUUACUAAGCGCUAUCCGCGAAGAGUUACUCUGGGCCAAGCGCGUACCUUGCGAGCGGUUGGAAGCUCCCUACGAGUCCUACCGGCUAGAUUACACCCAGUUCAAGACUUUGUUCUGUGCUUUGUCGCCCUGGGCCAAAGGGGACUUCGCUGAGGCUAUCACCGCGAGAAUGUUUAAGUUGAUGGACUACGACGACGACGGGAUAGUAAGCGCGCGCGGCCUGAGCGUGGCGCUAGGGCUGUCGGUCCGCGCGGAGGCGGCGCGGCGCCUGCGCGCGCUGUACGCCGCGCACGCGCCGCCCCUACUGCCGCGCCGGGACCUCAUGCCCACGCACUUCACCGACACGGGAGAGGAACUCGCUGCUGACGCUAUAUCGUUCUUUGAUAGUGCUGAUGACGAGGUGAUACCUGAACCAGGUCCACUGCAGCGCUCCAUAAGCGAAGUAUGUGGCGAUGGCACUCCGAUGGACAAGAGUGACUCGGAAACCAGCCAAAUAGGCCCAACGUACUUCACCGUUGAAAGCGUCCGUGCCUGUGGACUGGCGGGGCUGGCCAGCGGCGCCAGUACGCCGGGCGCGGGGGGUGCGGGGGGCGCGGGGGGCGGCGCUCCCCCCCUGCCGCGCGACCACUUCCUGCAGCUGCUGGCCGUGCUGCACGACCUCACGCAGUCGCGGCCACUGGUCUACGAGGCCGUCGUACUCGCUGGUACUCUCCUCCUACAACUGGGUGAACUGAAUCACCGCCCGCAACUGGACCGCGAGAUGUCACAAGACAGCUUGUUCUUAGCCGCAGCCGCUAAGCAACCAGAAGUGCAGUUGGAUCCCAACGGCAACACAACAGAACCGGAGCCAGAAAUCAGAAAGCCAUCCCCGUCUCCUUCCAAAGAGACAGAACCAGAAGGCGUCUGGUCUAUCACAUUAGAACAGUUCCUAGCCACCAUGCUAUCUCAACCAGCUCUUGAGGAGUUCUUCAAUGAGAAGGUGUCUAUAUUACCAGAGUUGGAACUGCUUAGGCAAAGGGAUAGGCUGCAGUCGAUGUCAUAGCUGAUGGAAAUAGCCGGGUUGCUUGGCAUAAGUCUUUAGUUCCAGGCACCCCUGCUUUAAAAGGUAUGUCGUAUGAUCAUGGUAUUUGUAUUUGUGUAUGUGUUAAAUAAUGCCUGCUGUUUUAUAGUCAUUU
Molecule: messenger RNA, 4588 nt
Organism: Spodoptera littoralis (African cotton leafworm)
Lineage: Eukaryota; Metazoa; Arthropoda; Insecta; Lepidoptera; Noctuidae
Source: the annotation of a GenBank genome assembly